This is a messenger RNA of Paraphaeosphaeria sporulosa, 1347 nucleotides long. RefSeq lists its product as uncharacterized. The transcript has 2 exons. Lineage: Eukaryota; Fungi; Ascomycota; Dothideomycetes; Pleosporales; Didymosphaeriaceae. The record is from RefSeq and is a predicted model, not a curated record. The coding region runs from base 1 to 1347 and encodes 448 amino acids. Gene Ontology annotation, biological process: lipid metabolic process.
AUGGUCAACCUCUACUUUCAACCAGAUGCGCAGCUUACGCCUCAGGACCGCAUGGUCCUAGACAUCUUGCAGAAGGACUACGACAGACACAAGAAAGCCAGUGGCAAUGAGCAGCAGCCUUCCGAGGACCCGGACGAUUUUGGACAGAAGCAGGCACGCUUCGACUCAGCGUCACCAGAAGAUGCUGAAGAAGCUCAGGAGCAGGCGCUCGCGCACAUGAAAGAGCUCAACAAUCCCACCUCUGACCAAUUCGAACCCACCGUCUUUGUAAUGGUCGACUACCCGAACAUCACGAAUCCUAUCCUUCGCAAAUAUAUAAUCGAACCAUACGUACGAUGGGGCCGCUCUGCUGUGCGCGUCGACACCGACGUCGUCAUGCUCACACACCUGCUUCUGUAUCUCACCACGAGCAUACCAUCUGCAAUCUACCUCUUCUACAACUUCCACUGGUGGCACGGCCCGCUACAUUCCAUCAUGCAGCUAUACUACAUGGGGUCGUACACUUUGAUGAUGCACCAGCACAUACAUAUGCGUGGCAUAUUGAACAAGGCAUACUCAGCAGUUGAUCUCGCUUUCCCAUAUAUUAUGGACCCGCUCAUGGGCCAUACGUGGAACUCAUACUACUUUCACCACGUGAAGCACCACCACGUCGAAGGCAACGGCCCAAAUGACCUCUCCUCAACGAUACGCUACCAGCGGGAUGAUGUUUGGCACUUCUUGCAUUAUCUUGGUAGAUUUUACUUCCUCAUCUGGUUCGACCUGCCGCGAUACUUUCUCCGCACUCGCAAGACCGAGCUCGCACUCAAGGCAGGUGCCUGCGAGAUUGCCAGCUAUGCUUUCUACUACACCUUGUUCACCUAUGUGAAUGCCCGCGCCACCGUUUUUGUCUACCUCGUACCGCUGGCAAUCAUGAGAUUAGGUCUGAUGAUUGGCAACUGGGGCCAACAUGCGUUUGUCGACGAGACGGAGCCCGAUUCGGAUUUCAGGUCCAGCAUCACUGUCAUUGACGUCGCCAGCAACCGGUACUGCUUCAACGACGGCUACCAUACUUCGCACCACCUGAACCCAAUGCGCCACUGGCGUGACCACCCUAUUGCUUUCCUUGCGCAGAAGUCUACGUAUUCUUCUGAACAUGCCCUCGUCUUCUACAACAUCGACUACCUCAUGAUCACAUUUAGCCUGCUGGCGAAGAACUAUGAACACCUCGCCAGAUGUUUGGUGCCCAUGGGCGAUCAGAUGAACCUCAGCAUAGAGGAAAGAGCAGAGCUGUUGCGGAGCAAGACGCGCAGGUUCAGUGAGGAGGAGAUUGCCGCGAAGUGGGGCAAACAAUUCGCGAGACUCAAGUAG